AUGGCAGGCCAUGAGGACUUGCCGUUGCCGCGACACAAGGCGAUCCUGAAGGGCCUCGAGACAUUGAGCGAGGCGCAGCUGCAAAAUCCCAUCCUGUCUCGGGUGUGUAAUGCCAAGAUGCUACCGGAGCGUUUGCGGGACCGCUGGCAAUCGAUGGGUUUCCAAGACCACGCGCCCAGCGAUGCCCCUGCUGAGUCAGCGGAGGCCAGACGGAGGCAAAGGGUGGAAAUGAUGCGCCAGAGACAGCAGGCGAUGAUGCAACGAAUGCAAAAGAAGCAGAAAGAAGCUGUUGAGAGCCUGUCCCUGGAAGGCGAAUCCUACGACGAUGGAUCCUGCGAGGAUGCAGAAGCUUUGCAGUGUGCCACUUGUCGCGAGGCGGCGAGUGCGAGCAAUCCUUUAGCCAUGUUGGCUGCAGUGGGCGACUUUCAAGGGAGAUCCAGUCAUCUAGGUGGUCAGCCAGGCUUUCGCCGCUACACCUCCUGCCGGCAUGUGAUUCACAUCACCUGCGGCCAACAGCAUGUCGUCGAUGCCCACAACCAGGCCGCACAGCGCCUCCGACGGGUCUCCUUGUUCGAUGUGGACCGGGGAGAGUUCGGAUGUCCCAUGUGUCGUUCAGUGGCCAACGCUUUAGUCCUCUACGUCCCCAACGAGGAGUUUCUCGAGUCGCCAUCCUCUUGGGACGAGGCUGCUACAGCUAGAGUGGUACGGAGAGAGCAUGCCAUCGAUGUGCCGAAGCUGUGCGAAUUGUCCGGUUUGGGGAAGGAGGUCGAUCCACUGGAAGGCUCCUUGACCCUUCUGCGGGCGGCCGCCGCGGAGCUCGCGACGUCGGCGCAGUUGGCGCCACAGGCGCUGGCCGAUGAGGGCCCGCCGCUGCCGCUGUUUGUCAUGUUGUUCCGGAACGCUGCGCUCCUCAGGCAUAGUGCUGCACACACACAAGCGAUCAAUCAGGAGGAGAAUUGGCAGAAGCAGGUCCUGGAGCGGAUCGCAUGCCCACGGCAGCCGUGGCUCGCAGAUCUCCGGUGUGCCUUGGCCGACCUCCUCCUCGACAGCCUGAAGGAGGGGCUGACUGCAAAAUUCUUCUCAGAGUUGGUGAUGUUUCUUUUCAAGGUGAGGGCCUCCCAAGCCAAAGGCGCUGCAGGCCACUCGCAGGAGGACUUUGCUUUGGAGCAUUCCAUGGAGUUCCUCAUUUUCGCAGCGUGGCUUGGUACUGCACUUUGGCAGUUCUCGCCACAGGAGCGGAACAGGCUGGCAUAUUUGGAGACUGAGAGUUCCUCCUUGACCUCUUUGAUGUCGCUCCUGAGGCUUCCAGAGAUGGUCGAACCCGUGCUGGAGCGGCCAGCACUCCAGGCCUUGUUCCAGGGAGAGCUGGCGGAUGCCAGCAUCGAGUCCUUCAUUCAACUGCCCGAGUCCUUCCUUGACAUCCUCAAGGACAUCCGGAAGAGGCCGUGCAGUGCCUGCCAGCAGCAACCCGAAGAGCCGGCGCUGUGCUUGCUUUGUGGGGCUGUCGUUUGCGUGGGCAAUGAGGCAUGUCGAAGCGAGGAUGAGGGGCAGUGUACUCUGCAUGCUCGUGCAUGCACGGCUGGGCAGUCCCUCUUCCUGCUGCCGUUCUUAGCGCAAAUCUUGGCGGUGAGCGCGCCUGAUUGGUCACGAAGAGGUCGGGCGGCGCAGGACAUGGCGGUGAGCGUUGCCGUGCAGUUGAUGAGCGGCAAGGAGUGCGUCGUGGACAUCACACCGCACAUGACCGUCGGAGAGGUGAAAGAGCUCGUGAAGGUGUGGCUGCCUUGCGAAGAUGAGUUAGCCCGAGAGUUGAGUACUGUACAGCUCCUGCUGGACGGCAAGAAGUUGGAGGAUGAUGACGCGUAUGCGCUUGACACUGGACUCACUCUGACUGCAAAAUUCCAGGCCAUCUUUGCACCAUCGCGACCUCAAGAGUGUAUGAGUCGUGCAACAGUUCGUGAUCCUGAGAGGCUGAUCGAUGUUCGCCUGCCCGAGAUCAACUCGACCUACAGCAUCCCACCCCGUGCUUUUCACGAGUGCAGGGCCUUGAGACGUGUGGCCAUCCCCGUGUCCGUGACCGGAGUUGGAGACGAUGCCUUUGCACAAUGUCGCUCUUUGGUGAGUUUGGCCAUUCCCAACUCUGUGACAUGGAUUGGAUUUGCCGCUUUUAAAGGAUGUCGGUCUUUAAGACAUUUGGUGAUUCCUGACUCUGUGUCCAUGAUUGGAGAUGGAGCUUUUGCCCAAUGCAGCUCCUUGACCAGCUGUACUGUGUCCAAGUCCAUAACACGAAUUCGAAACGAUACCUUUGCUGAGUGUACGUCUUUGGGAAGUAUGACCAUCCCGGACUCUGUGUUUGAGAUUGGGAAUUAUGCCUUCCAGGGGUGCAGCUCCUUGACAAGCUUGACCAUUCCCAAUUCUGUAACUUUGAUUGGACAGGGGGCAUUUGCAGGCUGCUCGCUGAGAAACUUGAGCAUCCCCAGAUCAGUGAUUCAUAUUGGGCCCAUGGCCUUUGCAGGCGUCUCUGACACCUGCGAGGUCUCUGUUGGAGGGGUUUUCUCCUCGUGA
Durusdinium trenchii is the source of this 2562-nucleotide messenger RNA. NCBI's taxonomy places the organism in Eukaryota, Dinophyceae, Suessiales, Symbiodiniaceae. The record is from the annotation of a GenBank genome assembly.